AUGAGCUUGACUUCCAGAAUUACUGGUGGUACUGGCUCAGGCGUCAACCACAAUGUUGCAAAUCCAGCUCCUAAAUUAUCUGGAAAUCUUCCUCCUACUCAAGAUCCAGCUCCCGUGGUUAACCAUUCAAGCUCCACACGAUGUUCCAGUGGAGCCUUGAUGAGUUUAUUAAACAGUGGAUUAUCUGUUCCUCGUCAAAUGAUGGUUCAGGCCCGUGGUGCACAAGAUAAUCAACAUAUUCCUAUACAUUUGAGCUUUGUGGGAACUAUUGGACAGGGGACAUUUGGACAAAUUGAGAGAGCUACUCUCACUGUCCCAGCAACAUCUUCAGGCACACCAGGCAAAAAGAAUCCCGAUGCCGGUGCUUUUUCUGAUGGAGGACAAAGUUUGCAAGUCGCCGUUAAGCGUGUCUUGCAGGACCCUCGCUACAAAAACCGUGAGCUGAGUAUUAUGCAACGCCUUAACAACCAUCCUAAUGUUGUGAAGUUCUACUACUACUAUUACUCGACAGCGUCGUCAAAUAGUCGGGGCCAUAGGAGUGGUGGUGGACGUGCAGGCGGAUCUACAUCGGGUGUAGAUGUGUUCUUACAUCUUGUACUGGAAUGUUUCCCGGAGAGCUUAUGUGAACUCAUCUACCGCUAUUCACAAAGAAACCUGAAAAUACCAUCUUGUACAGUGAAGGUUUUUACGUAUCAGAUGCUCAAGUCCCUGGCUUACUUACAUAGCCAUCAAAUAUGUCACCGUGAUAUCAAGUCGUCCAAUUUACUAGUCAAUGAAGAUACUAUGGUUUUGAAAGUGUGUGACUUUGGAAGUGCUAAAGAAAUGGUGCCGGGAACUGCUAAUGUAUCUUAUAUAUCCUCUCGGUAUUAUCGUGCUCCGGAGUUAUUAUUUGGAGCUCAAUAUUAUUCUUGUGCGAUUGAUACUUGGAGUGGGGGGUGUGUACUGGCUGAAAUGUUACGUCAGCAUUGUUUGUUCAUGGGAGCUGAUUCAGUAGAUCAACUGGUUAAAGUUAUCCGCGUUUUAGGCACUCCUACUCCACAAGAUAUUGCCAGUAUGAAUCCAAUGUAUGGAUCUUACAGUUUCCCAGAUGUUCAAUCUUGCCCUGUAAAACUGUUUUUCCCACAGCAUACUCCAGCCGAUUUGUUGGCUCUAAUGAGCAAAAUGCUUGUUUAUAAUCCAUCACUAAGAAUUUUACCAUCUCAAGCUCUUUCCGAACCAUGUUUUGACGAACUUCGUUCUAUCGGUCCAAAUGGAGUACUUUCGAACAGAGUUCGUAUGCCUCCACAUAUCUUUGAUCCUGAUCCCGAACCUAAUCCUCCUACAUCAGUAACAGAUGGGACAAAUUUAUCAGCAUAUAACAAUUGGUUGCCAGAACAUCAUAAGCAUGGCUCAUCCAACAAGAAACCAACCACCAGUGUGGGUGAUUUGCAAGGUUCCGAUAAGAAAAACUGUAAACCACCAUCGAAUUCUCGAGAAAUUCCUGCUGAUUGGCAGCGAAAAGGUCGAGCUGUCGGAUCUAAUAAUUCAUCGGAAAAAUGUGGGUCAGUUAUUGCUGGUCCCGGUGGUGGUAGUCAUCCAAACCUGGAAUCAAAAUCUGACGAAUUAACCGGGAACACUAAUGGUGUAAAUAAUGAUGCUUCGAGUAGACAACAACAACAGCAACACAAUCGAACUAAUAAUGAGAAUAAUCUUAAAAGUCCAAUCGAUGCAACAAAAGCCGGGACGGCGACAACAGUUGAUGUUGGUCAUACAAGUCAAAUAGAAAAUCCCGAUGUCUGUUGCAAUGAUAAUGAAAACAAUAUUAAUAAUAAUAGCAUUACUACAAAUGUACACUUAAAAUCAUUUGUGCCUCCUACUCAUCCCAACUCUUCUGAACAACGGACAAAUUUAAGUGAAGUACACUAG
Schistosoma intercalatum is the source of this 1905-nucleotide messenger RNA. The record is from the annotation of a GenBank genome assembly. Lineage: Eukaryota; Metazoa; Platyhelminthes; Trematoda; Strigeidida; Schistosomatidae.